AUGCCCUCACAGGAUCUGGACUCAGGUGUGGUUUCAGAAGAAGACUACCAGGCACAUAGUGGAAUUACAUGUUCAUGCGUUCUGUGCAGAGCCCGCUAUUACGUAUCUUUUGGACAAGGAACUGAGAAAGGAUUGACACAUAUGUUGGAGCAAUUAGACUAUUUUCAUAUUUUGAACGAUCAAAAACAGAUUUUUUCCUAUACUUUUCCCUUCGUGCCGCAACUGAAUACUUCCUAUCCGUAUGGAAAAAAGUGUUUUCAGGAAUUCCCCAAUCAAAACUUUGGAUGUUAUAAGAGGCAUGGUCUUUCAGAUAGAAGGAGUAGUGCCAUUGAGGAUAACAUGUUCAGGGGUCAGCAAUCACUUGAAAUAAAUAGAAUGGGGCUUGGAGAAACAACCUUUGAUAGCAAUUAUAGAAAUGAACAAAAUAUUGCCUCCCCAAAAAUGUGGAUUUCUAAGAAUUCCGUUCUGCAUAUUAAACUAUCUUCUUAUGUCUCAUUGGAACGCUCUGGAACAGCCUACCGGUUAAUUAAUUAUCGUAAUAAUUCAGCGUUGGCUUUAAGUCUAAAUGGCGAAUAUGGAUUUGCUUAUCACUACAAUUGCAGAGGGCUUGUUAAUCUUCAUCAUGAAAAAGUGUCAAUAAAUUUUGAUAAGGAUAGACAAGUAAUUCUCCGCAACGAGGAUACCAGCUUCGUUAAAAAGGAAAAGGAAUUUUAUAGGCUUAACUCACACCACUGGACAGCAUGUAGACCUGUUUCUAUGGAUUCGUUUGAUCGAGACAAAACCCCUGAUAUUUUAAGAAAAGCUUCUUCAGAAAGGGGAGUUGAGGAGGCUAGACUUAGGGAGCUCGUUGAAGCUUCAGCUAUUUAUCGCGAUGGGGGUGGGCUAAUUAGCGAUGCCAAAAUAGAACACAAGAUAAAUGGAGACGUUACAGUCACAUGGUUCUGUGAUGGAAGAGCCAACUCUUUACUUGUUUCACCUUUAACUGGGGGCUUCAGUCUUUCUGCAAAAAAUCUCGGAAUUACAAUUACUCCGAAAGCUGAGGUCUUCAUUGUAUUUGCUGAUUUCUUUGUUCACGUUGGGAGCAUUCAGAUGCUGGUCAGCAGUGGAGCCGUUCUGAGUAGGAUAAGAAAUCCAAAGAUUCAUCUUUGCUUGUUGCGGCUAACAAGCAGCUCAAAGGACGGCCAAAACAAUGAUGCUAAGCAUUUCUGUGCAUACAACAUGAAACCACUUGGGGACUAUCGGUUUCAGGGAAGCCAUUUUAGAACAAUAAACCCUAAUCAUUCUACCCCUCCAGUCCAGCUUUGCCCGACGCCAACGUCUGAAUCUUCAGGCUUGCCUGCCCUAAAUGAAUCUCCAAGUCUUUUAUCAAUUGAGUCUUUGCACAUACAAAAGGAGGAAAGUGAUGAAAAUGGCUUAGGCAUAAAUGAAAUGGCUGUCCAAAUCACCGAAGGAAUAUAA
This is a messenger RNA of Protopolystoma xenopodis, 1458 nucleotides long. Lineage: Eukaryota; Metazoa; Platyhelminthes; Monogenea; Polystomatidea; Polystomatidae. The record is from the annotation of a GenBank genome assembly.